ACCUUUAGACCGUGAAACGCCGUAGUUGGCGGACGCUUUGGUAGUUGACGGGAAACAGUCGCUUCAAACGGUUUGGCGUACGCACACACGAAGUCGUAAUACUCGGUGACUGAUAAAAGCAGUGCGAAUUCUGCGUAUUUGUUUCGUUACGGUUUCUAAUUUUUACAAAUCGACAAUUCACCAGAAAUUACAGGUGCAAAAUCCCAUCUGAUUACCGCAGACACCUCGCAGCCCGACAACGCUGCCACCCACCACCAGCGCAUCGGCUUUCAUACGCAUUUUCUUGCAAUGGACAAUGUUGUCUGCUACGCUUUGGCCACGUGGCUGCUCUUGUUGUGGAUUUACUUUUUGUGGUCACGUAGACGCUUUUAUCGUGUGGCCUGGCAGUUGCCCGGACCUGUGGGUUUACCAUUCAUUGGUCUGGGAUUGCAAAUGAUGCAUCCGGAGACUUUCUUGCAGUAUAUGGAACACACAUCGAAACGAUAUACGACACCAUUUAUUUCAUGGAUGGGCACAAGUUGUUUUCUUUACGUUAAUGACCCGGAAACAGUGGAAACGAUUUUCAAUUCACCGCACUGCACGAACAAAGGCGAACUCUAUCGUUUUCUGGCUGCAGCAAUUGGCGACGGGCUCUUCACGUCCAGCUCGCAACGCUGGAGCAAGCAUCGCCGCCUCAUCAAUCCGGCUUUUAGCCGCCAAAUUAUCAACAACUUCCUGCCCAUUUUCAAUGCGGAAGCCGAUGUGAUGCUGAGCAAAUUCACCGCUUUGGCCACGACCGGAACACAGUUGGAAAUCUACGAGAUGUUGAAACGUAACGUUUUGGAGGCAGCUUGUCAGACGACAAUGGGUAAACGCAUGAAUUUCGAAAACGAAGGUUCGGCGCACAUCUUCGAGGCCUACAAUGGCAUAACCGAGGUGUGUGUGCGCCGCAUGCUGUCGCCCUGGCUUUAUCCGGAUGUACUCUACCACCACUCGUCGCAGUUCGUGCGCCAACAGCAGGUCGUUCAAGUGCUCUUCAGCUUCAUUGAUAGUCUGCUGCAGCGCAAAAAUAAUAAAUCAGUUGCAAAUGGCAUAGGACAACAACAAGCGCAACAACACGCAUCAAUGAGUAUAAAGAAAAGUGAAAAUUGCUCAGAGUCUGCUAAUGAGAAUGAGUGUAGAAGUGGGAGAAAGCAUAUAAGUGACAAAGUGGGUGUGGAUGCAGUAACGGAUGUGAAUGCGGAUGCUUCAGCGGCCAUACGGAAGUCGAAAGCCAUAUUUGUGGAGCAAGUUCGUACGCAUGUGGAGCAAGGUCAACUGUCAUGGGAGGAUGUACGCGCCGAGGCAAAUGUCAUCAUAGCGGCAACGUUCGAAACCACUUCGACAGCGUUAUACAUCGUUUGCUUGUGUCUCGCCAUGCAUCCCGAAUACCAAGAAAAACUGUACGACGAACUCAGCACAAUCUUCCCAGAAAACGCAUCGCCAGACGUAGACUAUGAGCACCUGGAGCGUAUGCCUUACACCGAGAUGAUUAUCAACGAAGCGCUGCGACUCUACGCACCCGUACCGAUGGUGCUACGUAGCGCAGCCGAUGAUUUUCGUCUACGCAACGGCGCACUUAUACCGCGUGGCACACAAAUCGGUAUCGACAUCUACAACAUGCAACGCGAUGAACGUAUUUGGGGACCACAUGCGAAACAAUUCAAACCGGAAGCACACUUCGGACCGAAUGCGACGAAGCGACAUGCCUUCGCUUUUAUACCCUUCACAAAAGGUUUACGCAUGUGUAUCGGUUAUCGUUAUGCGCUGAUGCUGAUGAAGGUGUUCGUGGCGAAGAUAUUCCGACAAUACCGUUUAAAGACCGAAGCAACACUCGAUCAGCUGAUCGUCAAGGGUACCAUAUCGUUGAAAUUGGCCGAAUAUCCGUUAUGUCAGCUGGAGGCGCGCAGUAGUGGAGGCGUUAGGUUUAUUAUUAGGUUUUACGGAGAACGAUUGGCAUGUGGGUUCAAUAAAUAAAAGUAGGAAAGAGUGGCGAGGAGCGGAAAGCUUGAAGCUCUGCAUGCCUUAGUUGAAAACAAAAAUGUACAAAUAUGUUUGUUUUUUGGUUUUUUAUUAAUAAUAUUUAUUUAUUUUUAAUCAAAAUUGUUAAAAUUGUUGUUAUCCGUUAUCUGUUUGUUUUUGUAAUAUUCACAAGCUGCUUUUCCUUACGGCUACUCCUACAUUUGCGCUUAGCGUUUACUUUCUUACAAUAUAUAUAUUUUUUAAUUUUG
This is a messenger RNA of Bactrocera dorsalis (oriental fruit fly), 2249 nucleotides long. RefSeq names its product probable cytochrome P450 313b1 (gene Cyp313b1). Gene Ontology annotation, molecular function: iron ion binding; heme binding; oxidoreductase activity, acting on paired donors, with incorporation or reduction of molecular oxygen. Lineage: Eukaryota; Metazoa; Arthropoda; Insecta; Diptera; Tephritidae. Bases 289 to 1995 code for a protein of 568 amino acids. The transcript is spliced from 7 exons. The record is from RefSeq and is a predicted model, not a curated record.